AUGAUCACCUACUGCCCAACGUCGGAAGCUGUUGAGCCGCCAGGCAAGAUGGACGAACCCACUACUCCGCUGGAUCUGCACCGUCUGAGCCAUCAAAACAUGCACAAACGCUACGAGUCCGACGAAGAGGCUGCAUCAGAGUCAGAUGCCGGAUGGCAUGAUCUGCCCUCGCUCAUCGGCUCGCAGCCAGCCGCAGAGUCGUUUGAUUCUGACCUCAGCGACGAUGACCAUCUGUCGGCACCUACACCGGGGAAGCCGCAACGGUCUCUUUCCGUUGACACCGUCAAGGAAAACCGCGAUGCCGGCUUCGUCGAUGUCUUCGAUCCAGAGGACGACAUGGUACUGGAGCUCAGCUCUCCUCCUGCUCGGAUUGCAUCCAAGAUCUUCGUGCCACCAAUCAUCUAUAUCUCGCCCAAUUCCCCGCCGAAGCAGCACUCGCGGUCCCGGUCGCCUUCUCUGGAGUCGGUGUGUUCUGUGGAAGACGCCGAUAUUCAGGUCGCAAAGCAGGUCACCAUCAUGCAGCCGUCCACGCGGCCCACGGUGGUGUUCAUCAACUCGCUCGGCCAACGAUCCAAGGGAUCCAGACCUCGUCCCACCCAGUCUCAUUCGCGAGAACCCAGCCGCAGGCGAGAGUCCCGUCUCUUCCCACCAUUGACGAAUAUCAAGUCCAAUUCGCCGCGCCUCAAUGAAGGGUAUGAGCUCAGAUUGCCACGCACGAUUCCAUCCACCCCAGCAGCCAUCGACGAAGAGACGCCGUCCACUCCCGUCGCCCACUCUGCCGCCAUCCGACGGGUCUCUGAGGUUCCUCUCAUCCCAUACUUCCCACUUGCCUCGCCCCGCCCGCUAUCUAAAUAUCUGCAUCAGGCCCGGCCGCGAACUUCUGGGUCCGACAAGCCGCUGCCAAACCCAGCAGGACGACACCGCCGUCCCACAGAGCCAGGCAGACGCCCGCCAUCCAUCCGCAGCUCAAGCAGCAACAGCGUGCAAUCAUCAUCCCACUCGUCCUCUCGCGAGUCCUCCACCUUCACAGUAGCCUCGGACACAGACGGCACCUCCCUGCACUCCCUCCCCGCAUCAAAACGCACCUUGAACCUGCUGGCGAACCGCCCCCCACUGAUGAUGCGCCGCAUGACUCGAAAGAAUUCCAUCGCAUCAAGCACUGCCUCCAUGAACAGCCUCCGCUCCGAAGCCAACAACAGCCAAUCCCAGCACGCAUCUGCUUCCUAUACAAACCUCCACCCCCAAACUCAGAAGUUGCGCCACCAAUCCGUUAUGAACAUGCAUCUCCACUCGAACCCCAUCUACAACUCCAAUGAAAUGAUCCUGAACAUGAUGCCCGUGCCGCCGCUUGAUUCCCGCCCCGUGCGCAAAUCGAGCCUCGUGCGCAAAUCCAGCCAUCGCCGCCAUGUGAGGCAUAGCACCUCCAUGCCUAGCGGCAGAGGAUUCAUGGGAUUGAAGUUUGGACCCAGAUCGCCUCAUCGGGUUUAG
Messenger RNA from Penicillium lagena, 1488 nucleotides. RefSeq lists its product as uncharacterized. Bases 1 to 1488 code for a protein of 495 amino acids. Lineage: Eukaryota; Fungi; Ascomycota; Eurotiomycetes; Eurotiales; Aspergillaceae. The transcript has a single exon. The record is from RefSeq and is a predicted model, not a curated record.